AUGUUUCAUCGUAAUACGCAUCGUAUAUUUGGUGUUUGGAAGAAUCUCGAUCGGUCUGGUCGUUCUAUAAUAGUUGAUGUUUAUGCGAGCGAUCCUCUUCCCAUUUUCUUAACAAUCCAUGAUCAG
Funneliformis caledonium is the source of this 126-nucleotide messenger RNA. The record is from the annotation of a GenBank genome assembly. NCBI's taxonomy places the organism in Eukaryota, Fungi, Glomeromycota, Glomeromycetes, Glomerales, Glomeraceae.